AAAAAAAUUAUAGUUUGAGUUCUGUAAAACAAAUGUACUGUGCAUUACACUUGGGCGGACUUUCACUUCCGGGUUUUCUGCACAUUAUAUUUCCUGAUUAUUAGUUCCUAAAUUCGUGUUGACUGACCAGAGUCCGCGAAUUAUAUCUGAAUAUUUUUGUUUGCAAAGAAGAUUGAAAGAAAAUGACAGACAAGCAAAGUUUUGGUGUUGAUCCCAUCACAUGUCAUGCAUUCAGCGGUGAUAGAAAUGGGUUGGCAAUGUCUCACAACAACAACAAUGUGAUGGUGUAUAAGAAACAGGCCAACAAAUGGGUACAGAAGAGUGAGCUUACUGAGCAUGGGCAGAGAGUGACUGGUAUUGACUGGGCUGCCAAAUCUAACAGACUGGUCACAUGUGGUGCUGACAGGAAUGCCUAUGUAUGGACACAGGAAGGGGAUGAAUGGAAACCUCAUCUUGUAAUUCUGAGAAUCAACAGGGCAGCUACAUGUGUUCGUUGGUCACCUGAAGAGAAUAAGUUUGCCGUUGGUAGUGGUGCCCGAGUUAUUUCUGUCUGUUACUUUGAGCAAGAGAACAACUGGUGGGUGAGCAAGCACAUCAAGAAGCCAAUCCGGUCAACAAUUACAAGUGUUGAUUGGCAUCCCAAUAAUGUCCUUCUGGCUGCUGGUUCCACUGAUUUCAAAGCCAGGGUAUUCUCUGCCUAUGUGAAGGAUGUGGAAGGUAAACCCUCCUCUACCAACUGGGGUAACAAGAUGACCUUUGGUAACCUCAUGGCUGAAUUCUCCUCUGGGGGAGGUGGUUGGGUACACUCUGUAUCAUUCUCUGCCUCGGGAGAAAAGCUUGCAUGGGUCGGUCAUGAUUCCUGCAUUGGUAUCGUGGAUGCUGCCAAUGGACAGGCUUUGUCCGUGAUCAAGGGCACUUUUCUGCCAUUCAGCGGUAUAACAUGGAUUACUGAGAGUAGUGUUGUUGUAGUGGGCUAUGGCUGCUGUCCAAAACUAUUUACCCAGAAACCCAAUGGUGACAUAGUGUUCGUUCAUGACUUGGACGUCCCUAGUGAAGGGGGCGAAACUAAAGUCACUGCCAUGAGCCGUUUCAAAAGUUUGGACAAGAAGGGAGCGUCAGGUGAGGAGACGGCCACAGCCGUGAAAACUCUUCACCAAAACACUAUCACGCAAGUAUCCAUUCAUGCCGGAUCGAAAGGUGAUGCCAGUAAGAUUGCGACAUCAGGUGUUGAUGGACAACUUAUCCUCUGGGAUCUUAAGAGUCUGGAACGAUCAAUGGCUGGACUUAAGAUUGCCUAAGUGUGAGAAUCUACCAGAAGUCUUUCAGCAAACAUUAUCUUAAUCAGCUUCCAUGUUUAUCGUCAGACUUUUUAAAACAAGUUAUAUUAUAUUGACACUGACUGUUUUCAAGAAGAAAUUAUCUCUAUUUUAAUCAUUCCAAUGUACAGUUAUGUACAAAUAUUGAUAGUAUGAAUUGUAUCAAAUGUUUUAAAGACAUUUAUUGCAUUUUCGCAAUUAAACCCAUCAAGUAAAUUGAACAUUAAACCUCAAUAUUCUUUUCUUGCUAACAGGUAAAAUUUCAUAUCGGAUGCAAUAUUGAAGUCAUUUUGCUGUAGUAAGCUCAUUAACAUCAACAUUUUAAAGAAAAAAGAGUAAAUGUAUAUCAUUUAUAAUGAUUAUAAGAGAUUUAUGAGCUGUGUAUCUAGACUUGUUCUUUCCUGAAUUAAAAUCGCACUUAUAAAAUUGUUGAAUAUUUCUGCUGGAGAAACUGUGCAUAUUUCCUAAUAUCAGUCUGAUAGCCUAUGAUUGUGUAUGUAACAUCAUAUAAUUAUAACAGGAGUCAUGGCAAAGUAGUUUUAAUCCAAUAUGAUAAUUCAUUUUUGCAAUCCCUUCAUUUUUAGUUCAAACAUUUCAUUGUUUUUUUCUAGUAAGCCAUAAAGUCCUUGGAUAGAAUGUCCCCUAAAAAUUGGAUUUACAGUAUUUGUUAAUAUAUGAAUAAUAUCUUAUCUGUAAUUGUGUCUAUUUCAUGUACAAGUGCUGAUAUUGUUUUGUAUUUUCUAUGGCUUCAUCAUGUUUAAAUAUACUGCAGCUGAAUGACA
Molecule: messenger RNA, 2098 nt
Organism: Mercenaria mercenaria
Lineage: Eukaryota; Metazoa; Mollusca; Bivalvia; Venerida; Veneridae
Product: actin-related protein 2/3 complex subunit 1A-like
Exons: 13
Coding region: 183-1298 (371 amino acids)
Biological process (GO): Arp2/3 complex-mediated actin nucleation
Cellular component (GO): Arp2/3 protein complex; actin cytoskeleton
Molecular function (GO): actin filament binding
Source: RefSeq, a predicted model, not a curated record